Molecule: messenger RNA, 3438 nt
Organism: Terrapene triunguis (Three-toed box turtle)
Lineage: Eukaryota; Metazoa; Chordata; Testudines; Emydidae
Gene: USP45
Product: ubiquitin specific peptidase 45
Exons: 18
Coding region: 88-2559 (823 amino acids)
Biological process (GO): protein deubiquitination
Molecular function (GO): cysteine-type deubiquitinase activity; zinc ion binding
Source: RefSeq, a predicted model, not a curated record
GCGGCCCUGGCCGAGGCCCAGCUUCUUCCGCCGCUUUCUGCUGCCGUCGCCGCUGCCUGCGUGUCGGGGAGAAGCCCUAAGUAACAGAUGCGGGUAAAAGAUCCAUCGAGGGCUAACCCUGAAAAAAACAAGAGAAACAAAAGGCCUAAUAGGCCUCAGGAUGAAGACUCUUCAGAUGACAUUGCAGGUUUAACCUGCCAACAUGUAAGCCAAGCAGUGGAUGUGCAUCAUGUGAAGAGGGCAGUAGCUCAGAAUGUUUGGUCAAUAUGUUCAGAAUGUUUAAAAGAAAGGCGAAUAAAUGAUGGCAACCCAGUGAUUCCUUCUGACAUAUGGCUGUGCCUCAAAUGUGGCUCUCAGGGUUGUAGUCAAAACUCAGAAGGCCAGCAUUCUCUGAAACAUUUCCAAACUGCUCGCACAGAACCUCAUUGCAUUGUAAUAAAUCUCAGCACAUGGAUCAUAUGGUGUUAUGAAUGUGAUGAAGAGCUGUCAACACAUUGCAACAAGAAGGUUUUGGCUCAGAUAGUUGACUUUCUUCAGAAACAUGUUUCUAGGACUGAACCAAGUUCAUCGUCAAAAAUUAUACGACUUCGCGAAGAAAAUAAUGAAGGAAGUGAAAUAUUGAAAGGAAAAAGUUCUGCAAAUGGCGCUUCAAUUCCAGUUAAGGGGAUAAAUAAUUUAGGAAAUACAUGUUUUUUUAAUGCUGUCAUGCAGAAUCUGGCACAGACUCACAUGUUAAAUGAACUAAUGUAUGAGAUGAAGGAAAAGGGAAUAAAGUUAAAAAUCAGUCAAGCUGAAGAUGCGCAAUUGGAUCCUUUGGUGGUGAACCUCUCAAGCCCUGGACCUUUGACUUCAGCCAUGUUCUUGUUCCUUCACAGUAUGAGGGAAGCUGGCAAAGGCCCUCUUUCUCCCAAAGUUUUGUUCAGCCAGCUCUGUCAAAAGGCCCCUCGGUUUAAAGGGUUUCAACAGCAGGAUAGCCAAGAGCUUCUCCACUAUUUGUUGGAUGCAAUGAGAAUAGAAGAAACAAAGCGUAUACAAGCUGGUAUCUUAAAAGCAUUCAACAAUCCAACAACUAAAACUGCAGAUGAGGAAACUAAAAGAAAAGUUAAAGCAUAUGGAAGAGAGGGUGUGAAGAUGAACUUCAUAGAUAGGAUCUUUGUUGGUGAAUUGACUAGCACUGUCAUGUGUGAGGAAUGUGAAAAUAUUUCCACAGUAAAGGAACCUUUCAUUGAUCUUUCACUCCCUAUAAUAGAGGAGCGGGUCUCAAAACCCGUGCCUUUGGGAAAGACAAGUAAAUGUAAAAACAUACAAGAAGCAGAUCUUGGUCAGUUCAACUGCUCUGCUAUUACUGCGCCAAAUAAUCAACAACCAAAAAUCACCAGGAGACACUCUUUAACAAAAGAUAAGAAUCAGUUAAAUCAUGAAAGAAGUCUUGCCAGGAAAUCCUCCUCUGGGGAGGAGGAGAGAAGUCCAGUUAUCAUGCAUGAAAAAAGAAAGCUUGAAGUAGAAGGUGGUUCUGGAGUUUUGUAUUCUGAGGCCAUAAAUACAGCUACUGUAUCUACAGCAAAUGGAAGUCAGACUGAAGGCAGUGAAAAAGAAGUCAGCCAUUCAGAAAGUAGCGUUGAUGCAGACAGCGAAGCCUCAGAAGGUGAAAGUGCUGCUAAGCGAGCAGUUACUGGUAGAUCCAGUAACGCAUCUGGUUUGCACGUUGACGGGCUUAACCACUUGGUAAACAUUAGACUGCCACACAACAAACCAAGUGACAGUAAUAAUGAGAUGAUCACCAGUGCCAUAUCCAAGCUCAGCUUCAACAGUAUUGUCAAUGAAAGCGAAGAACCCGUCAGUGGGGAUCCAUCAUUAAGUUUGUCAAACAAUUCCAUGUUUUCAGUGGAAAAGUCCCCUUUGUCCCAAAGCCCUCAAAAUGCUUUUCAGACUCUUUCUCAAAGUUAUAUAACUAGCUCUAAAGAAUGUUCUGUUCAGUCCUGCCUCUACCAGUUUACAUCUGUGGAGCUGUUAAUGGGGAACAACAAGCUUUUAUGUGAGAAUUGUACAGAAAGGAAACAGAAGUAUCAAAAGAAAACUCACACCACAGAAAAGAAAACCGAUGGCUUAUACACUAAUGCCCGGAAGCAACUGCUGAUUUCUGCGGUUCCUGCCAUUCUUGUUCUCCAUCUGAAAAGAUUCCACCAGGCUGGUUUGAGUCUCCGGAAAGUAAAUAGACAUGUGGAUUUCCCACUGAUUUUAGACUUAGCACCAUUUUGUUCCGCUUCCUGCAAGAAUGUUACAGAUGGAGCAAGAGUUCUGUACGCUCUUUAUGGAAUAGUGGAGCACAGUGGCUCAAUGCGAGGCGGUCACUAUGCAGCAUAUGUGAAAGUCAGAACACCUUCCAAGAAAUUAUUGGAGCACAUUGCUAGCAAUAAAAAUGUUCAAGGUUUAAAGGAAACUGUGGGAGCAUCAGCAGGACAGUGGGUGUAUGUUAGUGAUGUCCAUGUACAGAUGGUUCCAGAAUCAAGAGUACUAAAUUCACAAGCUUAUCUGCUGUUUUAUGAAAGAAUAUUGUAAGAGUGUUUACCGGUUUAAUUUGAAAAAUGGUAAUGGUUAUUUGGUCUAUCUUACUUAAAUGCUGCAGUGGUUGCAGUACCUGUAAAUAUUGUGCCUUAAUCUGCCCUUUAAUAGAAAACAUACCAUACUUUGACCCUGAACUUCAAUCAAGCUGAUUAUCAACACCCCAACACUAGCUUAAAAAUGUACAUUUUGCCAAACAUUAAAAUUCCUGAACUCCCUGUAUCAGCGAAAGAGAGAGUAAAUGACACACAGGAUGAAAUCCUGGCCCUGUUGAAAUCAAUGGGAGUUUUGCCAUUGAAUUCAGUGGAGCCAGGAUCUCACCCAUGAUUUUAAACCAGUUAAGAAUGAAAAUGACAUUGGUAAUGUUAAGUGCCUGGAAUCCCGAUGGACAGUAAUAAUGCAAAAUUACUCAUCUUCUGUGAGAUUUAGUUCAGAUCAUACAAAUUGCUGGGUUAGAUAUUUUGUCUUAAGAUUUCUACAAACAAAUUUGCAUCAUGGUAUAUUUCCAGACUUAUUAUCUGGAAAGCAGUGCUUCCAGAAUGGAAUGAUGACAUUGGACAACAUUGAUUGGCUAAUGCUGCAGUGUAAUUUCCUGAUGUACUACUGGGAAAACUUAAAAAUAUAGCAUCUACCAGUUCAUGCUUCCUGAUGGCAAAUAGAAUAUUUAGGGUUUGGAUUCUCUCAAAAACCCAGUUAGGUUUGAUACAUUUGCUCUGAGCCAUCUCUGAAUGGCAUUAUUAUAGGAAUUUUCUACCCUUUUAGUACCUGUGGAAUAACCUUGCCGUAAGUCUGUCAUUUGUAAGUCUACUGAUUUAAUAUAUAGCCAUUGUAUUUAUUCAAAUAGUUCUGUAUUUUAGUAAAAACUCAAAACUGCUA